This is a messenger RNA of Vicia villosa (hairy vetch), 976 nucleotides long. RefSeq names its product calcineurin B-like protein 1. Lineage: Eukaryota; Viridiplantae; Streptophyta; Magnoliopsida; Fabales; Fabaceae. The transcript has 9 exons. The record is from RefSeq and is a predicted model, not a curated record. Gene Ontology annotation, biological process: calcium-mediated signaling. The coding region runs from base 163 to 807 and encodes 214 amino acids. Gene Ontology annotation, molecular function: calcium ion binding; kinase binding.
GAUAGUUACACGAUAAUUCUCUAUUUUUUAGUUUUUCUCUCUCUCUGAGAGAGUUACCUUACAUGUCUCAUUCGUAUGCAUAUGGCCAUGGCCGUAUAGCUAAUUAAAAUGUCAAAUCGUAAUUUUGUAGCCCAAUUUCUAUAGUCGAUUCUUAAUAAAUAAAUGGGUUGUGUAUCCUCUAAAGUAAGAACAUAUCUAGGACAUGAAGAUCCAUUCAUUCUUGCAUCAGAAACGACUUUUAGUGUAUGUGAAGUUGAAGCAUUAUUUGAACUUUUUAAGAGCAUAAGUAGGUCUGUCAUUGAUGAUGGACUAAUAAGCAAGGAAGAAUUUCAAUUGGCAAUUUUCAAUAAUAGAACAAAGGAAAAUCUAUUUGCGAAUCGGAUCUUUGAUCUAUUUGAUGUCAAAGGGAAAGGAGUAAUUGACUUUGGUGAUUUUGUUAGAGCACUCAAUGUGUUUCACCCAAAUACAUCCCAAGAAGUCAAGAUAGAUUUUUCAUUCAGGCUUUAUGAUUUGGAUAAUUCAGGCUUUAUAGAGCGUCAUGAAGUGAAAGAAAUGAUAAAUGCAAUUUUAUGUGAAUCUGAAAUUAAGUUGAGUGAUGAUAUGAUAGAAACAAUUAUUGAGAAGACUUUCUUGGAUGCUGACCCAAAUCAAGAUGGAAAAAUAGACAAAUCCGAGUGGAAAAUCUUUGUUUCUAAAAACAUGUCAUUGCUAAAAAUCAUGACACUACCCUAUCUAAAGGACAUAACAACAUCUUUUCCUAGUUUUGUAUUUAACACAAAAUUGGAUGAUGACAUUGUUGUUACAUGAAAAAGUAUAGAUUUUUAACUACAUAUUAAUAAAAAUCUGGAUUUUUAUUUUAUAAGCAUGAGUGAGGAACAUAGCAAUAGAACAUGUAAUCAAAUAUUUUUCUUAAUUAUAUGGAUAAAGUCAUAAAUCUUAUGGAUCUCAUUUAAAUGCUAUGUCAACUUUCUUCAUG